Molecule: messenger RNA, 468 nt
Organism: Trichoderma aggressivum f. europaeum
Lineage: Eukaryota; Fungi; Ascomycota; Sordariomycetes; Hypocreales; Hypocreaceae
Exons: 2
Coding region: 1-468 (155 amino acids)
Source: RefSeq, a predicted model, not a curated record
AUGGCUGCAGUCACCGAGGCCACGGCCAAGCGCUUCUUCUCAUCUCCCCUGUUUGCGGUUGUGGGAGCUAGCUCCAACCCCGCCAAAUUUGGUCAUAAAGUUCAUGCCUGGUAUUUGAGCCAUGAUCUGCCCGUCAUUCCCAUCAACCCAGCGUCCAAGACCGUCACGGUGAAUGACGAGGAUUAUCCUACGGUACCGGAUGUGAAGUCACUACCGAAGCCGACGGAAACGUCCGUCUCCAUCAUCACUCACCCCGGCAUCACCAUCAAUGUCCUCAAGGAAGCCAAGAGCGUCGGCAUUCCUGCAGUCUGGCUGCAACCCGGCACUUUCGACCAGGAUGUUCUGGAUUUCGCCCUGGCUGAUGGAACUUUUGAAGCCGUCGUCUACGGAGAUGGAGGCCGGGGCUCUGAGGGUUGGUGCGUACUUGUUGAUGGUGGAAAAGCUUUGAAGGAUGCUGGAAAGCUGUAG